This is a messenger RNA of Telopea speciosissima, 2183 nucleotides long. RefSeq names its product beta-glucosidase-like SFR2, chloroplastic. The transcript is spliced from 10 exons. Gene Ontology annotation, biological process: carbohydrate metabolic process. The coding region runs from base 41 to 1987 and encodes 648 amino acids. NCBI's taxonomy places the organism in Eukaryota, Viridiplantae, Streptophyta, Magnoliopsida, Proteales, Proteaceae. The record is from RefSeq and is a predicted model, not a curated record. Gene Ontology annotation, molecular function: beta-glucosidase activity.
AAUUUCUUCUCUUACUGUCUCUGUUUCCCAUACCUAUUCCAUGGCAUUCGUUGCUCUGUUCUUAUCGGCCACAAAGCUCGCCGGAAUCCUAGUCACAGUCAGUGUAGCCGCAAAUGUCUUCUCCUAUUCAAGGUACCGGAGAAAGUAUCUUCGGCCGUUACAAUCACCCAUUGACGAAUCCUCCGAUACGCUUGCAGACUUCAACGUUGAUCCCAGCAAUGAGGAGGACAAUGAGUUUUUCUUUGGACUGGCAACCGCACCAGCUCAUGUUGAAGACAGGCUCGAUGAUGCUUGGCUUCAGUUUGCAGAGGAGCAACCGUGUGACAAUUUGGAGGGGAUGCAGAACCCACAACUUGCAGAUGCAUUAACAGCUUCCUCCACUGGUGACGGCAGCUCUCAGCCAGCUCCGUCAUCUUUAAAAGAGCCUGAAAAGGCAAAAAGGAAGAAGAAACCUCUUAAAAUAUCCAUGGAAGCCAUGAUUAGAGGUUUUCAGAAGUAUUCAGAUGAGGAGGAAGAACCUGCACCAAGUGCUGAAUGCCACCAUAAUAUAGCUGCAUGGCACAAUGUUCCUCACCCGGAAGAUAGACUCAAAUUUUGGUCUGAACCUGAUAUUGAAUUGAAUCUUGCUAAAGAUACUGGCAUCCGUGUUUUCCGAAUGGGAAUAGAUUGGACCAGGAUUAUGCCUGAGGAGCCAGUAAAAGAACUGAAAGAAACAGUUAAUUUUACAGCACUAGAGCGAUAUAGAUGGAUCAUACAACGGGUUCGUUCCCAUGGAAUGAAAGUAAUGGUGACUUUGUUCCAUCACUCUCUUCCACCAUGGGCUGGAGAAUAUGGAGGGUGGAAGAUGGAAAAAACAGUCAAAUAUUUCAUGGAUUUUACGAGGCUUGUCGUUGAAACUGUAUCGGAUUUAGUGGACUACUGGGUAACAUUUAAUGAGCCUCAUAUAUUUUGCAUAUUAACUUAUUGUGCUGGGGCUUGGCCUGGUGGUAAGCCUGAUAUGCUAGAGGCUGCAACUUCUGCUCUACCAACUGGUGUUUUUAAACAAGCCAUGCACUGGAUGACGAUUGCACAUAGGGAGGCCUAUGACUUUAUCCACGGACAAAGCCACUCUCCGUCAAAAGCAAUUGUUGGGGUAGCACAUCAUGCUUCAUUUAUGCGGCCAUAUGGUCUCUUUGAUGUUGCUGCUGUUUCGUUGGCGAGUUCCUUGACCCUUUUCCCAUACAUCGAUAGCAUCUGUGACAAGAUGGAUUUCAUAGGGAUGAACUACUACGGACAGGAAGUGCUGUCUGGAGCUGGAAUAAAACUUGUAGAGAAUGAUGAGUACAGUGAAUCUGGUCGUGCGGUCUAUCCUGAAGGCUUAUUUUGCAUGUUGCUUCAGUUCCAUGAAAGAUAUAAACACCUAAAAGUUCCCUUCAUCAUUACUGAAAAUGGUGUUUCUGAUGAGACAGACUUGAUCCGACAGCCAUAUAUAUUAGAGCAUUUGCUUGCUGUGUAUGCGGCCAUGAUCAUGGGUGUUCCUGUGCUUGGUUACCUGUUCUGGACUAUAUCAGAUAACUGGGAGUGGGCUGAUGGAUAUGGUCCCAAGUUUGGACUUGUCGCAGUUGAUCGUGCCAAUGGGCUUGCACGUGUUCCACGCCCUUCAUACUAUUUGUUUUCCAAGGUGGUAACCACAGGUAAAAUAACAAGGCAAGAUAGGGCACAUGCAUGGAGUGAACUUCAAAGUGCUGCUAAAGACAAGAAGACACGACCAUUUUACCGAGCAGUUAACAAACAAGGGCUAAUGUAUGCAGGAGGCCUUGAUAAACCCGAAUUGAGACCAUAUAUCGUAAGGGAUUGGCGAUUUGGACACUAUGAGAUGGAUGGUCUACAGGACCCUUUAAGCCGCUUAUCAAGAUUUGUCUUUCAAGUUUUCUCUCCGAAGAGGAAAAUAAAACCUGAAUUUGAUGAUAUAGAUUUGUUUCUUCAGCCUCUUGAAUUACAGCCCUGAAUGCUAAUUCCCAGCAGUGAAAUCUACUACUCAUUCUAGGAAAUCAAAGCUGGAGAGAAGCUGGAUGAACUUGUAUCAAAUCUUGGGAUUGGUUAUUGUCUUCAGCUGCUUUUCUCUUCAAGCUUUCAGCAAGGUGCCUGAAACAUAGAAAUUAUUAAUCAAGUAUUGCAUGUAUCGGAAUAUUUUUCAUGUAUUG